Phialemonium atrogriseum is the source of this 1562-nucleotide messenger RNA. RefSeq lists its product as uncharacterized. The coding region runs from base 123 to 1535 and encodes 470 amino acids. The record is from RefSeq and is a predicted model, not a curated record. NCBI's taxonomy places the organism in Eukaryota, Fungi, Ascomycota, Sordariomycetes, Cephalothecales, Cephalothecaceae. The transcript is spliced from 2 exons.
ACGAGCUGCCCAGCUGCCCUAGCACUCCUCUGAAUCUUCAAAAGGUGCCCCUCGGUAGAAUUUCCAGGCGCUCUUUCCGCGCAACAGGAUCUCGCUUUCGCCCAAUUGGCCGGUCAGUCAUCAUGGCUGUAACUUCUCCAGCUGAGCCAGCAGAGCGGCAGAGGGGUUUCUGGCGGGAAAAGAAGGGCCGCCGAGUGUUGAUAAUAGGAUCAAUUCUGGCUGUCAUUCUCAUUUUGGUGGUGGUCCUCGGCACCGUUUUCGGAAUUCGAAAUUCGCAUCGCAAAGCACCUGAUUCCAUUGUUGGCGCAGAAGAGGACAGGGAACCAGGCGCAUUCCCUCCUUCUGUGCUCACUUCCACGGCGCCCACUUCCCUGACACCCACCUCCACCGCGUCCCAUCGCCCUCCAACCCCGACUUCAGUAAAGCCAAAUUUCGGGGUUGGGUAUGGCACCUCCAGUGGCCCAGGGUCGCUCGUGCUCUGGCAGGUAGGAGAAAUGGGCCAGCUGUCGUGGAAAGAGCCGGAGGCCGAAUGGCAAACAGCAGACGCAGGGCGGCCAUUCAAGAUUGCUCCCGUCGUCGUUGCCACCGCCGAGGAUGAACGCGCAGCCAUUGCCGUCGAUCAGCAGGGCUACGUGGUGUGCUUGUGGUACCAAGACGGCUCCUGGGGUUCCGAGGACGGGUUGUGGGUUGAGCUUGGCCGGGCGGGCGAUGUGACUCGGCUCGGCUUCACGACUCGACCUGCCGCCAUCUCGCGAGCUGAAGGGCUCAUCGACGUGUUUGCCGUCGAUGGCCGGAAACAACUUGUGCAAAUUCACUUCGACGGGACAGAGUGGGGUGAGUGGGAACUCGUCAGCCCCUCUGUUGCUGGCAAAGUCACCGUUACCUCCUCGAGCGAGGACCGCAUCGACGUCUUUUCCUCGACAGAUAAAAGCGUCGACCACAAGUUCUGGACUCCGGAGGGGUGGUCGACAGGUUGGGAAAAUCUUGGAUAUCCGGACGACAGAUACGGCGGAGGAGGUUUCCCGAUCGCGGCAUCCUUCGAAGGCAUCAACGAUGAAGGCGAACCAGUUCUGCGGAUGGACGUGGUUGUGGCGGUAGAGAGCAUCGGUACUUUGCACAAGCCAUAUCUUCCAAACGGCGAAUGGGAUGAGGAUUGGCACAUGCUCUAUGCGAGCCAUGAAGGCUACGAAUUCGCAAACGCCCAGGUUGUCGUUGCAGGUGGUCCGGACGCGCCGGUCAACCUCUUCUCUCGCGGCACGGACGAUUGCAUACACUACAACUUGUUCAAUGGAACUGGCUGGGCUUAUUGGAAGUACCUGUGGUGCUAUCCGGAGCUGCGAGGGAGUUCCGGCCUGCCCGACUACCCGACGCACGACCUCGCCAUCGCUGCCGUCAGCCUGGGAAAUGGCAUCGUUGACGUGGUCCAAGAGACCGUGACGGGUGAACUCCUCCACCUGGCAUUGCAGGUUCCCGUGGAGGGACAGUCAUAUCCGAAUGAUUGGACGUGGGAUAGCCUUGGAAAGCCAGGGUCAUAGAGAAGCACGGGAAUACGAUGGCAUGAU